AUCUCUUUUGUUUUCACGAGUGUGAGAUCGUUACCACGUCCUAAAUCUGCCCUUUUUCGACGGUCCGUAAAGGCAGCAUCGUCUGCACUGAAGGUUCAAACGGCGGGAGAUUUGCAACGGCUAUUAGCUAAAAAGCUAAAAAGUCCUCGGGACCCGAAACCAAGCACAAUGAGUUAUGUGAGGAACAUAAAGGAAAUGUUGAACAUACCAGCUGGAACCAGAAAUGUUGCCACCAAUGGAUACUCCGGUUUGACAGAUUCCCAGCUUUUCUUUGGGUCACAGUUUUGGCAUGAGCAGUCCCAGGGUAUGUCCCAGGAAAUGAGUCUGUCGUCCAGAAACUCCCAACAAAGUUCACAGGAGGGAAGUGACCCAAAAUUUUUAAGCAGGUACACCUCUAAACCUAGCCUGUUUGGAGACUUGAAGGACAAAGCGAGAACCUCGAGCUUGCUCGACAAGUUUGAAGAGGACAGGAAAAAAGCAAAAGAAAAAAGUGACAGUGAUCAAUUCCUUAAAGAAUCCCAACAUAUCAGAGAAACUCUCAUCAAUAUUCAACAACUGGUGGCUGGCACUGAGAAAAAUACGACUGUGUGCCAAACAAUCUUCAAUACGUUUGAAAGUUUUGCAUCUUCAUUGAAAAACAGUUUGGAGCGCUUUCAAAGAGACAUUUCGCAGAUGUUUGAGACUUUGGUGGACAAAUUAAGCUCUCAGAAGGAAGUGAUGACAGAGCUGGAGGAUAAACUUCAAAAGAAUGAGGACAGCACAGCAGGGCUGGAAACACAACUGAAAAACUUAAGCAAGAGUCUGGAGUGUCUCAGAGAGGAGCAGGAACGGGAACAAAGAAUGCUGGAAGAGGCCCUGACGGUGCUCAGCUCUCUUAUCCCUAAGCCGUCAGAUAAACCCAGUCCUAAAGCCACGACAGACAGUGCCGUUCAGACAUCCCCAGAGAGGCACCAGUCUGUGCCCUACAUUCUGGAGAAUAGCCAAACCGACUGCACACAGCUUCCACAAGAACCGUACGACCUUAAAUGUCAGGCUGGUACCUCCCUCCAGCUUCACAGUCGCUUCCACGGGAAGAGAAGACUAAAGCCAAACAGCCAGAGGCGCAAGAAGAGACCGCUCGUGAUCUCCCAGAGGAGAAACCAGUCGGUUCCGGAUGAGAACGUCAAACCUAAGAAGCCACAGAUUACAUCAGGGUCCUUUCACGCGGACUGUGGACGGAGCACCCUGGCCGACCAGCAGAACCUCCACCCGGGCAGCCUGACACCAGCGAAGAGAGGAAGCAGGUCCGGCGGGGGCGCAGGACGUUUCAUCACCCCGCUGAGCUGCUGGUCCCAGGACAGCAACAGCUCCGAGUGCCUCGCUGCCCUGGACCCCAUCCUGGAGAAACUGUCCGCUGAGUCAAAGAGUGGCGCCCCGGAGGAGCACCCCGGCUUGUGGGAGCUGUUUGACUCAGACUUAGGCUUUUAGAGGGAAGCUUAAAGCACACAGCUUUCUUUGUCUGGUUCUCAUUAGUGAAUAAGAGUCACAUCUGUUAAUAUAAAACAAUAUUUAUUAUUACUGUAACCAGAGUUAUGUUGAAAAGCUCUUCUGUUUUUUUUCUGAACACAAGGGUAGUUUAAGAAUAUAUAUCUUAAUAUAAAAAGUAGAAGUAUAUAAGAGAGGAGACUGAUCCUCAAAGUAUUUCACAUAUUUAAAUGGUCUUGUUUUUUCUGCAUACAUUGAAAUUUAUUUAAGUUUUACACUGCUGAGUUAAAUUAUAUUUCCACUUUAGUGUGAAAAUAAACUGAUAAUAAACAAAUUAAAGUUC
Molecule: messenger RNA, 1807 nt
Organism: Fundulus heteroclitus (mummichog)
Lineage: Eukaryota; Metazoa; Chordata; Actinopteri; Cyprinodontiformes; Fundulidae
Gene: iho1
Product: interactor of HORMAD1 1
Exons: 8
Coding region: 169-1467 (432 amino acids)
Biological process (GO): DNA recombination; meiotic DNA double-strand break formation; homologous chromosome pairing at meiosis
Cellular component (GO): condensed nuclear chromosome
Source: RefSeq, a predicted model, not a curated record